This is a messenger RNA of Drosophila yakuba, 1048 nucleotides long. RefSeq names its product trypsin. Gene Ontology annotation, biological process: proteolysis. Gene Ontology annotation, molecular function: serine-type endopeptidase activity. The coding region runs from base 35 to 1003 and encodes 322 amino acids. The record is from RefSeq and is a predicted model, not a curated record. The transcript is spliced from 3 exons. NCBI's taxonomy places the organism in Eukaryota, Metazoa, Arthropoda, Insecta, Diptera, Drosophilidae.
AAGUAUAGACCUUUGUGUGGCCCCCAAAUGGACCAUGGACCACCUAUGGAUGUGCCUGCUGAUUUUGGUGGCCCACACCGGAAGCAGCAAAUCCCAGAUUGCCCUACCGACGGCACACACAGUCUCGCCCUUUGAGAUCCUGCCAAAGAUCGUCGGCGGCUACACGGUGACCAUUGAGCAGGUGCCCUUCCAGGUGUCCGUGCGCCGGCGUUCGAUCCACGAGCGGCACUACGGCAUGGGUCAUGUGUGCGGCGGAGCGGUCAUCUCCCAGCGGGUCGUCUGUUCGGCGGCACAUUGCUAUGCCAUAAAUACCACAGUGCCACUGGUCUAUCGUGAUCCCGAGCUCUAUGUGGUGGUGGCCGGCAGCAGCGCCAUCGAUCGGACGGACCGCUUCACCCAGGAGUACCUGGUGCAGCGCAUCAUUGGCCACAAGGGCUACAAUGGCAGCACGCUGGAGAACGACAUCGCCUUGCUCUUUCUCAACGGUUUCAUACCCUGGGAAUCGCAUGGGGUGCGUGCCAUACCGCUGGCCACACAAGCACCCGAGGAGGGCACCACCUGCCUCAUUCACGGCUGGGGCAAGGUCACCAUGAAGGACAAAUCGGCUGCGCUGCAGCAGGCACCAGUACCGAUCCUCAACCGGGAGCUCUGCCAGGUGAUCUACAAGCUGCCCGCCUCCCAGAUGUGCGCCGGAUUCCUGCAGGGCGGCAUCGAUGCCUGUCAGGGUGACUCCGGUGGGCCGCUGAUCUGCGAUGGCCGCCUGGCCGGGAUUAUAUCAUGGGGCGUGGGCUGUGCGGAUCCCGGCUAUCCGGGCGUCUAUACCAAUGUGUCGCACUUCCUAAAUUGGAUACGGGGGGCAAACGCUUCGCUGGACUACUCCGAGUACCGGCAAAUGCCGCUGCUGAAUCUGGCUAACCGUCGAUGUCGUUGGCGAUCUGUAUCUUUGGGCUUCUUGGUAAUGGGUAUUGGUGUGCUGGCGCUUAUCAUGAGCCUUCUUCUUUGACAAUGGGACAGCACAAUAAAUCGCAUGCUCUUCUCUGUUCUACAA